Messenger RNA from Gallus gallus (chicken), 675 nucleotides. RefSeq lists its product as uncharacterized. The transcript has 5 exons. Lineage: Eukaryota; Metazoa; Chordata; Aves; Galliformes; Phasianidae. Bases 1 to 561 code for a protein of 186 amino acids. The record is from RefSeq and is a predicted model, not a curated record.
AUGGGGGACAGCCCGCCGGGCUCCGGCCCCCACCCCCCCCCGUGUGGGUACGUGACGGGCGGCCCCGCUCUGCCCUCCCACCCCCCUCCCUCCUGCCGUGGGACGGCCGGACUUAAGGCCGCGCUGUCGGUGCGUUCCCCCGGUAUCGGCGUUCCCCGCUGCGUUCCGCUGCCUCCUCCCAACCGCCGCCGCCGCUGUUGGGCUCCGCACGGAGCCCGGUGCCGCUCCGUGGCCGUACCGCAGCCCCGCGCCCUGGCGCAGGACGCAAAGACCCGCCUGCACGAGUCGCAGCAGCCCGAUUUGCAGCAGCCCGAUUUGCAGCAGCCCGAGUCGCAGCAGCCCGCUGCCGAGGGCGAUGCCGGCCCCGCCGCCGCGCUGCAGAGGAGCAGCAAGAAGAGGAAAAGCGCGAGCAACGCGCAGCCACGCAAAAAGGUCCCACCUCGGGACGCCCUGGGACGGCUGCCGCGCCUGCGCCCCUUGUAUCAGUACAUCAACCUGACCACGGAGCUGAUGUGCCCUGCAGAAGGGGAAGGCUCAGCAGCAGCAGCCCACAGCCGAUGAGUGCUCAGAGCCAAGGAGCAGCCGAGCUGCCACCCUUCAGAACAGCAUGUCGGUAUUCUUCUUUCUGUCAGAGUUUGCAACUGUGUUGAAAGGAAAUAAAUACCUGAAGGCAAA